AUGCAAAACGGCACAUUUUCUGCUCAACAAUUUUUGCCAAGUUUGCCAAUUCCUGGCUUGAAUGAAUCAAUUGAUCGAUAUUUGAAGUCUUGUGAGUUUUUCGCCCUUUUUUGAGCAUUCAUGCGAGCUAAAUUGCUAAAUACUCCUUUAAUAUCCCGGAAGUUUUUUCGCAUUGUUUUUCCAGAAACUCAAAAUAGUAUGUUUAAAGAAUAAUAUACUUUACAUAAGUUGUGGAUCGAGAACUUUAAAAAUAUCUGAAAAUAUAUCUAAAAAUAAUUAUUUUAAGAAUGUCUCUAGAAUGUUAUAUUACAAAAACCUAGUCUCGUGAACUCAGAAAGUUUUUUGCAGAUCAUAAAAAAAUGUUCCAAAAAUAAAAAAUUCAUUUUUCCAGUGAAAAAUGUGUUUGAUGAUUCAAAACAUGCAGUCAUCGAGAAAUCAGCAAAAACCUUCGUCGAAUCUUCAGAUGCCAAAUUACUACAAAAUUUUUUGUUGACAAAAGCAAAAAAUGAACGGAAUUGGGUUUAGAACAAAGAAUUUUUGAUGAAUUGAAUUUGAAAUUCUGAAAUUUCUUUUCAGCUAGAGAAUUGGUGGUAUGACGCAUAUACAAUGAACCGUGAAACAUUACUCACACAAAAUAUGGGAGGAAUUAUUCCGAAAAUUGGCGUUGAAAAAGAAAGUCAGAUUACUGUAGCCGCGAGGUUGAUUUAUCAUGUUAUGAGUUAUUGGAAUCUCGUCAGACAGUAAUAUUCAUAAAAAAAUGUAUCAGAUUUUUGAGAAAACCUUUUUCCAGAGAAAAAGUUGAUAUUACUGUGAGUGGUGGAAUAAAAUGGGACAUGUCCCAAGUUUACAAUCUAUUCAACGCAAGUCGAAUUGCAGAUUUUCCAAAGGAUAAAAUUUCAAGAUAUUUCAGAACUGGUAUGUACAUAUACAUUUUCAAAAAUCAAAAAAGUUUUUUUCCCAAUAAAAUUGUAGAAUCGGAGGGUGAUUGCCCAUCUCAUAUCAUAAUUAUUUGCAAUGGAUCUAUAUGGAAAUUUUGUGUUACAAAUCCAGAUAAUAGUUUGAAAUCAGUAAAUGCUAUUGAGAAAGCUUUAGAGCUCAUCAAAAGUAAAUCAUCAAGAGUUGACACAAGAUCUGUAGUUCCGCUAACUUCUCUUGGAAGAGAUGAAUGGGCAAAGGUAAUACGUUAUAAAAAUAUAAGCAGUCUAGUGAACUUGAAUUAUUAUAGAUUCGUCAUUCUUUGAUCGAAAAUUCAGCGCAUAAUACUGGAAACUUUGAGCUGAUUGAUAGUUCUGUUUUUUCUCUAACAAUGGUGGAUGAUUUUGUUGAAGAUGAAUCAAAACUUAUGAAAUAUUCACUUUUUGGAUCUGCCUACAAUUGUUAUUGUGAUAAAAAUUUGAAUCUGAUUGUUAUGAGAGAUGGAAAAGCUUGUCUACAAGCAGAAGUGAGUUGGGCCACAAAACGUUACAAAUUUUUCAAUUCUGAAAAUUACAGCACGGAAACGUCGAUGCUAUUUCACUCUUCGCGCCUUGUGAUUAUGCAGCAGACAACAUGAACAAGGUUUUUCUCAAAAAAAUCCACUUCUUUCUUCCAACAUAAUUUCAUUUUUUCAAGAAUCCACAGACAACACAAGUGGUUGAUGAUUUUUGUGUGGUGGAAAAACUAGAAUUUCAAAGUACUGCUGAUCUUGCAAAUCUUGUCAAUUACGCUGAAAAAAACUUCAAGGACUUGGUGAGUAACUAGAAAAAAAACUAAAAAAGAAAAUUACUGAAUUUUUUUAGGCCGAGAGUUUUAAUUUUGAAAUUUACAAUUUUAAAAACUUCGGCUCCAAAUUCUGCAAAACAAAUGGGAAAUUCUAUGCUGACACAAUCAUCCAAAUUGCUUUACAACUUGCAUACUUCAAAACACAUAAAAAGUUUAAUUAACAUUUUUUCCCACUCAUUUUUUUACCAGGAAAAAAACACAUUUUUUGUAGAUUGGCACCAACUUAUGAAACCGCAUCAAGUCGAAAAUUCUAUCACGGCAGAACAGAAACCGUUCGAAGUCUAACCAGUGAAAUUGCUCUAUUUUUCAGAGCAAUUGAAAAUGGAGCAACCGUGAGUUUUUUCUUCUUUCUUUAAGUUUGAGGGAACAAAAAACACCAAAACCAAUUAUGCUCAAUUAAAGCAAAAAAAAACUUUCAGAGCGAUGCUGUUCGAACAUUAUUUUUCGAUGCUUAUAACACUCAUUGUAGAUUUUUAGAAUUGGCACGGGAUGGAAAAGGAUUUGAUAGACAUUUCUUCGGGUUGAGAAAAGCGCAGGAAAAUCUCGCAAACCUUGGAAAACCAACCGAAAUCUCAUUCUUGGAUGAUGUUUCAUUUUCUGAAAGUGGUGGCAAUGGAAACUUCAAAUUAUCGACAAGUUUGUUAGGAUAUGUUGAAAAUGGAACUUUUGGAUGUGUUACACCAAUGUGUAAAGGUGGAUAUGGAGCAUUUUAUCGAAUCAAUUCAGAGAGGUUUGAACUAGAGAAAGUGCAACUUUUCCCCUUAAAUAAAUCAAAAAAUUCCACAAAUCUUUUCCAGCUUCACCUUCACCAUAACUGCUCUGGCCAACGAUGAAACAGAUAUUCCAACUUUCUGUCAAAAUUUGGAAUCAGCUUUCUUAUUUUUACAAAAAAUCAUUAUUGGUUCAAAGAUCUAA
Messenger RNA from Caenorhabditis angaria, 2676 nucleotides. The record is from the annotation of a GenBank genome assembly. NCBI's taxonomy places the organism in Eukaryota, Metazoa, Nematoda, Chromadorea, Rhabditida, Rhabditidae.